Molecule: messenger RNA, 1947 nt
Organism: Exophiala dermatitidis NIH/UT8656
Lineage: Eukaryota; Fungi; Ascomycota; Eurotiomycetes; Chaetothyriales; Herpotrichiellaceae
Exons: 4
Coding region: 1-1947 (648 amino acids)
Cellular component (GO): cytoplasm
Molecular function (GO): protein binding
Source: RefSeq, a predicted model, not a curated record
AUGGCGUCUCCCUCUGUUCUCCCAUCUGGUACGUCUACAGUCUAUCAUGGUGCCGCUAUUGUACCAGGCUUACAUCUCACAGCGACCGUAGUCUUGCGAGACGUCGACCACCUUGAUUCCAUCCCCGAACGAACCAUCACUCUCGAGGCCCCAGACUGGAAAGUCAAGGUCGGUCGUGGAUCUCUUAGUAGUGCCGAUGCCCUGCGCCCGACAUCCAAAAAUGCUUGGUUCGACUCAAGGGUGAUGUCAAGAAACCAUGCCGUUCUAAGAGCGAACCCAUACGCUAAGACAAUCACCAUUGAAGAUGUUGGAUCAAUGCAUGGAACCCAUCUCGGAGGUAGAAGACUGAAGACGAAUCAUGCCGAAUCUCUCUGGCCUGGUGAUAUCAUUACCUUGGGUUGCAAUGUCACCAGGGGGAGUAACUGUUUCAACGCCCUACAGGUCGAGUUCAAUUGGCACUGUGCGCAGCAUGAGACCCUCGCCUUCUCCCCACUCACAAAUGUGUCACUCAACACCUUUUCCCCUGAAUACAGCGAGGGUGAAUACUACGGUAGCUCUGAGUUUCACGACGACGAAGCCGAAGACAAGGCGAACUAUGAAGAGCAAGCCGAGGAAAUGGAUAACGACGUCGACAUCGUACAAGACUCUGUUCGCCAGGCAAGCGUCGAGGUCGCCAUUCCACCACCACGCACCUUUGCUGUUCCCGAGUCUGACGUGUCCGAACCGGGCAGUUAUACUUCAGGUGCCGACAGCUCAGAAGGCGAGAGCCCAAGCACUAGCCCAAUCGAGCUGAAUGAGGAGAAGAGUCAUGAAGAGAACACAGGCGGUACCGUCCCGGUUACCAAGCCAGAAAAGGCCCAACCUGCAACUGACAUUCGUCAAGUGACACCGACGCCUCUCUCGGGAGCUUCCAAGUUCGCCAAAUAUAUGGAUGGACAAGGUGGUGCCAGUUCGCUUAUGGACGUCUGCAGUGACGAGGGUGCCGACAGGGAUGAUGAUAACGAUAAUGAUGACCCAGAUCACAAUGACGAAGAGGAAUAUCCGGACCCGUCUCUGCCUCCCCCAUCAGCGCAGCACCCUUCGGUCUCGGUCGAGAGUUCCCACAGCGCUACGGAAUCAAACGAUCCCAUGUCGAACUCUUUCAGAAAGGAGGCAGUGCGUGCGCCGAGUCCUUCUGAUGCAGCAAUGGCGAAACCAUCGACCGAACUUCCCCUAGCGCCACCUUUCAUGCAGAAGACCUCAUCGGACGCUGCCAGUGUUGCAGCAACCACUUCGUCCAACGAAAGACGUUCCAACUUUGCCUGGGCCGGUUAUAAUUCUGUUCUGUACGAGCCGUCGCCUGGCAAUUUCGGCUUGACUCCGUUUCCUUCAACAGCUUCUUUGGCACCACCAGCCAUGCCUCCAUUGGAUUUCUGGCCACAGAGCUUUGGUGGUAGUAAUGAUCAUCUGUGGGGUGCACGGUAUCCCUUAGAGCCACAAGAUCACCUGCCCAAGAUCCCUAUUUCCAGUAUUCUCGACCAGGAAUUGAAAGAGGUGACGUUCCCCUGGAGCAAACCAUCGUCUAAGCGUAAAGCAGAUCAGAUCGCCUCGGAUACGAUGCAGGAGGAACGUACGGCAAUGGCUGGAAAGCGGCAAGCCAAUGAUGUUCAGUCCGCGACAGCAGCAACGUCUACUGAGAGUAUUGACUACUCCAUCUCAACUGUCGAGGAUAGAAUGACGACUUCAUUAAUGCCUGCACCCGAGGCUGCUCUGCCCACACCGAAGCCAGCUGAAGAGAUGCCGCCACGCAAGAAGGCUAAAAAGAAUAAUACUCAAAUUGCCGAGCAACCUGACACUACCAGUGGCAACUUUGUCAAACUUGCUGCAGCGGCUGUUGCGGGCAUGGCUGUUGGUACUGUCGGAACCAUCAUUGGACUUGCGGCACUUCCUGCAGAUUAUUUCACCUGA